Molecule: messenger RNA, 624 nt
Organism: Morus notabilis
Lineage: Eukaryota; Viridiplantae; Streptophyta; Magnoliopsida; Rosales; Moraceae
Exons: 1
Coding region: 1-624 (207 amino acids)
Source: RefSeq, a predicted model, not a curated record
AUGGGUGAUGAUGAUUCAUUUCUUGCCUUACUGGUUUAUGUUGAUGAUAUUAUCAUCAUUGGACCAAAUCUUGCAGUCAUUGAUGGUUUAAAACAAUUUCUUCAUGGUCAGUUCAAGUUCAAGGAUUUAGGUCAUUUGAAAUUUUUUCUUGGUCUCGAAAUAGCUCGGUCUUCUGCAGGUUUGGUUCUUUCUCAAAGGUAUUAUGCCUUACAAUUACUUGAAGAUUCGGGUUAUCUUGCUUGCAAACCCGCAGCUGAACCGAUGGAUGCCAAAAUUCAGCUUUGUGCUGAUGAAGGUUCUCCUUUGUCGGAUGCUUCACAAUAUAGGAGGUGGAUUGGUCGUUUGUUAUAUCUCACCAUUACUUGUCCUGAUAUUACGUUUGUCGUUCACAAGUUAAGUCAGUUCUUAACCAAGCCAAGGGAACCAUAUUUACAAGCUGUUCAUCACUUACUUCGUUACAUUAAAGCCAGCCCAGGACAGGGUCUUUUCUAUUAUGCCAAUUCAUCUAUUCAGUUGAAAGCAUUUUCUGAUGCUGAUUGGAGUUCUUGUCCAGAUUCUAGAAAAUCAAUGACUGGUUUUUGUAUUUUUGUGGGAGAUUCUUUGGUUUCUUGGAAAUCCAAGUAA